This is a messenger RNA of Oenanthe melanoleuca, 2723 nucleotides long. It is a transcript of the gene ZCCHC7, whose product is annotated as zinc finger CCHC-type containing 7. Gene Ontology annotation, molecular function: nucleic acid binding; zinc ion binding. The transcript has 10 exons. The record is from RefSeq and is a predicted model, not a curated record. Bases 204 to 1964 code for a protein of 586 amino acids. NCBI's taxonomy places the organism in Eukaryota, Metazoa, Chordata, Aves, Passeriformes, Muscicapidae.
GGACGACGGGGCCAGGCCGCCGCCACUUCCGGCCCGGCGGGUCCCGGCGCGGCCGAAGCGGAGCACGGGCACUGAGGGAGUCCUGGCGCGCAGCACGGGCACUGGUGGCCUAGUGUACAUGCUGAGCAAGAGGAAGAGCCCUUCAUUAUCCCAGUCACGUGUGGACCUGAGAGGAGGAGGAGCUGUUUGACCUUCUGAGAAGCAUGGAUCAAAACUCAGACUCUUCACUUUCCAGAAUGUUUACUGGGUAUGAUGAUCCUGAGAAUACUGGAGUGUACGAAGAUGAACUUUACCCUGAGGAGUCCUCCAGUGAGGAGAGUGUUGAUAGUGAGGUGGAAUUCCAUCUCUAUAGCCAGAUCCACUAUUCCCAGGAUCUUGGAGAGAUCAGCGCACUGGAAAUGGAUGAAGAAGCUGAUGUUGGAGAAGUCACAAGUCCAAGUUCAGGUCUCAGUGAGGAACAGGAUGAGGAUGAGAAGCUCACUGAGCUCACUGAUGGUGAUACUCAGCUUUCAGAGGAGCCUGAGGUCAUUGUCCUGUCCGAUACACCAGAUGAAGACAGCAUCUAUGAAAGCAAGGCCAAUAGAUCAGGGUGCCCUUCAACUCAAGGCAGAGCACACAUGCACCUGGUAUCAUCCACACCAAACCACACCAAACCUGCUGGGAGUGAUGCUAUGUGUCCCCCUAAAGCUGGUGUGGGCACACCAGGGAAGAAGAGAAGCAGCACUGGUGGGAGGCCUGCCCCAGUGUGUCCUGCUGGACCCCCAGCCGUCCACGACAUGUUGUUGGUAGAGAACAGCUCGGAGGAGGAGAGCUUGGUCUCUGACAGUGACCUCGUGGAAAGCUGGAUGCUCCUGGGAGCUGGUGCUGAUGACAGAGAUGGAGACAUCAUGCUGAACCUUGAGGGCUGUGCCCCUCCUGUCAGACGAGGAAAAAUUGAUGUGGCCUGGUCCAUCUCUCAUAAAGACUUAGAGGCACAGAUCUCCAACUAUGCGGGCGCGAGGCACAGCAGCACGCGGUACUACUCGGCUGCCAAAAAUGUGACUUGUAGGAAUUGCCACAGACCAGGACAUUUGUCCAAGAACUGUCCCACUCCAAAGAAAGUUCCCCCUUGCUGUCUGUGUGCAGGAAGGGACCAUCUGCAGCACAGCUGCCCGGCACGUUUCUGUCUGAACUGCUGCCUGCCCGGGCACUAUUUCAGGGAGUGCCUGGAGAGAGCCUACUGGAACAAGCACUGCAACCGCUGCGACAUGCAGGGCCACUAUGCUGACGCUUGCCCAGAAAUAUGGAGGCAGUAUCACCUAACAACAGAGCCAGGGCCCAUCCAGGCCGGCAGGUCCCGCCAGGAGCGCUCCGUGUCCCUCUACUGCUACAACUGCUCCCGGAAAGGACACCUGGGAUACGAGUGCCCAGAGAAGCGGAUGCAGGGGAACAUGUGCCCCACUUCCCCCUUCGUCUACUACUAUGAUGAUGAGUGUGAUAUCAGGAGGAGAGCCAAGAGGCUGAAAAGAAAGGUGGCAGACCUGCAGGAAGCUGGCCUUCUGCCGGAGCAGGCUGAAACACCACUGCAGGAAGAGCAGCUUGAGGUGCCCAGCCACAAGAAAAAGAGAAAACUUUGGAAAGAACAGCAGGGGAAGCACAGCAAGAACAGAGAGCAGCAGAAGAAGAUGAAGGUGUUCCAGACAAAGAAAGCCCAGGAAAAGAAGCACAAGAGGCGUGCUGAAAUCCACUGUGAACCAGAGGACUUCCCUCGAGGGUGCAAGCAGCAGGGCUGGAAGGGCAGCAAGGUCCACAAGUCCCUUUUCCAGGCAUUCCCAGGCAGCAAGGCCAUGUCUGUGCAGCAGCCUGUAGAAGGUGCCAAAAGGAAGAAGAAAUGGAAAAAGCAGAAAAACGCAAGUCCUGACAGCAGGGACAAUCUAUUCCUUAUAAAACAGCGGAAGAAGAGGUCCAAACAGAAAUCCUGGUGAUGGCAGGUAGCACUGGCACUCCCUGGCUCUUUGUUCCUGUCCCUCCCUGCCCCUGAAUUCCAGUCCGUCCCUGACCCAGCCUGCUGGGCACCAUCACCCUGUCCAAGUGCACAGCCAGAGGGGACCCUCCCUCUGUGGGGGCUGUCCCCAGGGCAGGCAGCACCCCGUGCUCCUCAGUAGCUCUAUGUUUAUUUCCUUUGCUUGGGGAUGUGGGGGCACACUGGGUUUGGCAGGGUUUGUUUCUUCACCAGUGAGAUGUGGCUGUGCUGUUGGGGCACAGCAGCUCUGGGGCCAGUGUCAGUGAGAUUUGGGUCAGGGGGCUCAGGGUGGGAGGGAGGGAUGGGUGUAAAGCACAUCCCCUCAGCCCUGGGUCCUCUCCAGAGCGUGGGAGGACUUUGGGCACCUCCCUCCCCCCUGGAAGAGGCAGCCAAGCCUUUGCUGUGCCAUCAUCCACUGCCCUCAGGGCUCAGCUUCUGAGGCUCCAUCCCUGUCCUUUCCAACAGAGCAGGAGUGAGCAGCUGGGCCUGAAACAGAGUUUGCAUCUCACACUGAAUCUGUCCUUGUUCCUUUUGAUGUGGAAAUUGUUUCUGGAGUAAAGAGGGGGAUAUGAAGAACAUACUUGGUUCCAGUCACACUGUGCUAAAAUUUAAUUUUUUUCUUUAAAAACAGUUAUUUUUGUACACUGGAAUUCAGCAUGUUGUUUGUAAGAAUAAAAUGCUUUAUCACAGGAUUAACACAAAUAAAACUUUACAUGAGAAA